AGUUUGAAAAAGCACUCACUGCGUUGCGCUAUGGACAGCACAAAGAAAAUUGUUAACACGUCUGAUGAUGAUGGAUUUCUGCUUAGAAUGGGCCUCAAUGAUAACAAGGCUGGAAUGCAAGGACUGGAUAAAGAGAAAAUCAAUAAAAUCAUAAUGGAGGCCACCAAGGGUUCUAGAUUUUAUGAAAAUGAGCUUAAGAAAGAUCAACAAGUUAACCAACGAAUUGAAAAAAUGAUACAGCUAAAAGAUAAAAUUACCAGCCAACAGCUUCUGAAAGCACAACUACAGGCUGACAAACUUGCGCUGGAGCUAGAACAGAGCCGUGAUCUCAGCUGUACUAUUGUACACAUUGACAUGGAUGCCUUUUAUGCAGCAGUAGAAAUGAGAGACAACCCAGAGCUGAAGGAAAAACCCAUAGCAGUGGGAUCGAUGAGUAUGCUGUCCACUUCAAAUUAUCAUGCAAGGAGAUUUGGGGUACGUGCAGCCAUGCCUGGAUUUAUUGCUAAGAAACUAUGCCCACAUCUUACUAUAGUGCCAUUAAACUUCAAAAAGUAUGAAGAAGUGAGUAAAGAGGUUAGAGAAAUACUGGCUGAAUAUGAUCCUAGUUUUAUGCCCAUUGGCCUAGAUGAAGCCUACUUGAACAUAACGGAGUACUUAGAGGAAAGACAGAACUGGCCUGAAGAUAAAAGAAGUUACUUCAUCAAAAGAGAAAACAUUGCAAAAAAUGGUAAGCAAGAUGUAACUGCACCUGAUGAACUAAAGUUGAAUGAAGAUGCACACUCAUCCUCACCAAUAUUGUUUGAAGAUAAUACUUCUAUAACAGAGGAACAGCCUGUUGCUACUUCCCACCUGUACACUGAAGAACAGAGAGAUCAAGAACUGUUGCUAAAUUCAGUGGUCUUUGGAACUUCAGCUGAAGAAGUUGUGAAGGAAAUUCGCUUUCGGAUUGAACAAAAAACUGGAUUGACUGCCAGUGCAGGAAUUGCUCCAAAUAUGAUGUUAGCAAAAAUGUGCAGUGAUCAGAAUAAACCUAAUGGACAGUACAGAAUCUCCCCUGAUAGGCAAUCUGUAAUGGACUUCAUCAAAGAUUUGCCCAUUAGAAAGGUGCCUGGUAUAGGAAAAGUAACAGAGAAAAUGUUAAAAGCUCUUGGAAUUCUGACCUGCACUGAACUUUACCAGCAGAGGGCACUGCUUUCUCUUCUUUUUUCAGAAACAUCUUGGCAUAAUUUCUUGGAUGUCUCACUUGGUUUGGGUUCAACGGAUUUGGAAAAGUACGGAGAAAGAAAAAGUAUGAGCACUGAAAGGACAUUCAGUGAAAUUAACACAGCAGAAGAACAAUACAGCUUGUGUCAAGAACUUUGCAGAGAUCUUGCUCAGGAUCUGCAGAAAGAAGGACUUAAGGGUAAAACCGUUACCCUGAAACUGAAGAAUGUGAAUUUUGAAGUAAAAACAAGAGCUUCCACAGUGCUCGCUGCUGUUUCUACUGAAGAAGAAAUAUUUGCUGUUGCUAAAGAUAUGCUAAGGACAGAAAUUGACGGUGUUGCCCCUCACCCUUUGCGGCUAAGACUUAUGGGCAUACGAGUAUCAGGGUUUCUAAAUGAAGAAGAAAAGAAAUACCAACAGAGGAGCAUUAUCAAUUUCUUAAAGCCAGGAAAGCAAGCAAAUGCUUCUCUGCUUCAGCCAGGGAAAUCCAGCCAUGAACAUUUUACCAAAGCUUCAGAAACAUCUCACAGAGAGAGUUUUUUUGAUAAAAAGCGAGCUGCAAGGCAACAAAGCAACCAGGAACUUCUUAUAAACAAACCUGCAAACAAGCAGAACUCACAUGAUAUAAAGUCAUCAGUAAAUCCUGUGGACGAAACAAAUAACGCCAUAGGCUCAGCGAAUUUGAAUGACUGUCGUAGCCUCACUUGCCCUGUUUGCUUUGAGGAGCAAAGAGACAGCGAUUUAGAGGCACUUAACAGACAUAUUGACAAGUGCCUCAAUGGGACAUUGGUAAAAGAUAAUGCAGAAAUAUCAACGAGUGAGAAUUCAUGGGAGAAUGCACAUCAUUUUUCUCUGGACAGUAAAAAGAAAACAUUUGAAAUGUGUCAAAAAAAUAAAAUGAACAAAUCAGUGGCUACAGCACAGUCAACACAAGUAGCUGACAACUCUACUAGCAGUAGCACAGAAGCAUUCCCUAAAGUAGUAGCUAACACUAGCAAGGAAAGAGAGCAUAGUCUGCUUAGUGAAACGGCUAGCAACAUGUACUUAGAACAGAAUUUUUCUUCCAAAAUCAUUUCAUUGGAAAAUGCAGAACGCUUUGAAAAGUCUGAAUGUACACAAGAAACUCAGCCUUCCUACUCCUCUGGAGCCAUCAGAGACAAUGUUCUGGUUUGUCCAAUUUGUAACGUGGAACAAAAAACAACUGACCUUUCAUUGUUCAACAGGCAUGUGGAUGUUUGCUUAAAUAAAGGCAUUAUCCAGGAGUUGACAGAGCAAAUAGUUUGUCCAGUUAAGAGUCAAAUUACGGAAAAUUCAAAGUCAGUUGGAAGCAUGGGCCGAGGACAUCAAUAUAUGAAUCCCACAACAGGAACAAAAAGGCCUGGACUAAUGACACCCCAGUCAACAUCAAAGAAAGCCAAACCAAGCAAUUCCAAACAAACAAUUGAAACAUUUUUAAAAUGAUUGUGUAACGCUUUAUCAUAUAUGAAGAAUUUCAUAAUCGGUGUUUUAUUAUUCAAAUUAGUUUGGUGCGGGUGAAGGAUUGGACUCUGAUACUUGUCACGUUGGAAUCCCUGUAAACCUCCAUUGGAGGAGUACAACAUUUGAGACAAAAAAAUAAGUGAUCUAGCAGGGACUAGAGCAUUGAAUUAAUUUUCCAUUCAAAUCAUUUUUUCAUAAUAGUUUUUGUCUAAAUUAUAUCUGUGGAAAAAAGAGCAUGCUAAGAGCGGGCUUUGUUUUAUCUUGACGUAGUGGAGACUCAGGGUAUGGAAGUCACCAGCAAUUCAACUUAGGUUGCUAGUGACCGACAGUUAAUAUGUGAUGAUUGUUAGCCAGUGUAAAAUGGAUUGGAUUGAAUUCAGUUUCUAGUGGCCAGAUAUCCACAGCACAAAACAAUUGGUACUCAUUUAUGUCCAUGUUGAUAUUCUCCGUAGGAUUGGGCCCCAAAUCCAACUCUCAUUGAAGUCAGUGGAAAGCCUGCCACUGACUUCUGUAGGAACUGAUGGGCCAGAUUUGUAGGGCUCAGUCCUGACAAGUGCGUGGCACGCUUGUGGUAUGUUGAGUGACCUCAACACCCACUGACUACAAACACUUUGCAGGAUCAACCCCUUAAAUGAGCAUGGAGUGUGAGAGACCCCCAGAAUAGGUAUGGCAUAUACAGGCUGAGCCUCACUGGUUCUAUGGAGAUAUAGAGAGCUUCAGAUUCCUAUGCAUUUGUCAAACCAGCACCUUUCAAAAGCACUAAAUUCACUUUAAGAAAAGUUAAGGAUAAACUAGUAUAAUGGUAGUGUGACUGAUGUGCAAAUGUGUAUGACAUUGAAAUGAUAGUCCUGAAUAUAUUAAGACAGGAAAUAACCCUCCUUCUUUUUUUCUCUUUGAAGAGAUGUAGUUUAUGAAAAAUUAUUUUUGUAGUUUGUUAUAAACCAUGUUUUUAUGAAUAUAUGUAAGGGGGAAAAGCUGUAAAGUACACUUAUUUAUUUAAAAUACUCUGUUUACAUUCUUUACUUCCCAAAAAUUAAAUUGUUUAAAUAUUUAGUGUCAAUUUAUAAUCAAAUAUGCCUAUAACGUAAUAUUUUUUCAAGCAUGUCAUUUUGUAAUAAUGAGAAAAUUCUUAGAGUUUAUUUUUUUUAAAAGUCAUUAAAAUAUGAAGUAAAAUGGCAUCUCAAAAGAAAAUGUCCACCACAAAUAAUGCAUUGGUGAACAUUAGCUAUGUGAGGACUUUUUUCCUUUUAAAAAAAAUACAGCUGCUCUGGUUUUAUGAAGUGUAUUUUUGUUUUUCUGAGAAUAGCUUAUAGAAAUAAGUUUUACAUAUGCAGCAUGUUGUUAAAGGAGAAGGAGACAACCACAAUUAUUUGAACAGAUGAAAUAAGUUUGUUUUGGCACUGGCAGUUAUUUCAUCAUCCAUACAAAAGUGUUGUUACAGUUGACAGAGAAGCAUUUUGUAAGCAUUAUUUCUAUAGAUAGAAUAAAAUACUAGUGCAAAAUUAGUGUUUCCUUCACACCUAAAAACUUGGUGAGUUAUUCUUUGGUACAAGUAUAAAAUGUAACUGCCUUUAGAAAAGAGAUUAUAUAUUUAAAGGAGAAACUUGGCUUGAUUGUUUAAUGCUUUUCAUACACAUAAUAUAUUGCUGAAUAUAUAGUCUGAAAUAGAACAUAUUUUCCAUUUUAUUUUUAUUAGGUUCAUGUAGUAUAAUAGAGCAAUAAGCAAUGUGACAAACAUCUGUCAUGUUUGUUUUCUUGUCCUUUCCCCAGAAAGAGAAUUAUGUGCAGGAGAGUAUUUUUGUUUAGGAUUUUUAAUUUAUACACACACAAUUUGCUAUGUGUUUGUUAGAGAAGGCACAGUCACUUUUUUUUUUAAUGGAAGUCAUUUGCAAGAUUGUAGCAUCUUACAGAUGCACAUCUUUUUGAAAAAUUCAGUGUGGUGACAAUGUGAAGAAGUGAUAAAUUUCAUUUUUCCACUUCUAAUCUCUCUCUUUUAUAAAUAAUACACACAGAGAUUUCUAUGUAUAGCUAAGUAUUGAACUCGUUGGUUUUAAAUUAAAUAUUCCUGAUAUACAGGUAGUGACUGAAAAUCUUGACCUGAGAUUUGCUCUUGUUAACAUCCAGGAAGCCCUUUUUAGACAAGUUAGCUUUCAUGGGUCUAAGCGAUGGUAGAGAUCAUAGAAAUGUAGGGCUGGAAGGGAUAAUGAGAGGUCAUCAAGUCCAGCCUCUGUGCUAAGGUAAGACCAAGAAUACCCCUUCCCUGACAGAUGUUUGUCCAACCUGUUCUUAAAAACCUCCAAUGAUGGGGAUUCCACAUCCUCCCUUGGAAGCCUGUUCCAGAGCAUAGCUACCCUGACUGCUAACCUAAAUCUCCCUUGCUAC
Messenger RNA from Chrysemys picta bellii (western painted turtle), 5064 nucleotides. RefSeq names its product DNA polymerase kappa (gene POLK). Gene Ontology annotation, cellular component: cytoplasm; nucleus. The record is from RefSeq and is a predicted model, not a curated record. Gene Ontology annotation, molecular function: damaged DNA binding; protein binding; DNA-directed DNA polymerase activity. Gene Ontology annotation, biological process: signal transduction; error-prone translesion synthesis. NCBI's taxonomy places the organism in Eukaryota, Metazoa, Chordata, Testudines, Emydidae.